Messenger RNA from Priapulus caudatus, 3592 nucleotides. RefSeq names its product phosphoenolpyruvate carboxykinase, cytosolic [GTP]-like. Gene Ontology annotation, cellular component: mitochondrion; cytosol. The transcript is spliced from 7 exons. The record is from RefSeq and is a predicted model, not a curated record. Gene Ontology annotation, molecular function: GTP binding; phosphoenolpyruvate carboxykinase (GTP) activity; manganese ion binding. Lineage: Eukaryota; Metazoa; Priapulida; Priapulimorpha; Priapulimorphida; Priapulidae. The coding region runs from base 116 to 2050 and encodes 644 amino acids. Gene Ontology annotation, biological process: hepatocyte differentiation; cellular response to glucose stimulus; propionate catabolic process.
ACACUCCUGAUCAGCUGAUACCUUGCGGUCUCCAUUCGUCUUUGCACGUUGAAGGACGUAGUGUACGUUUUACCUCUUUAUAUUUUUGGAUUAGUUUCUUGAACAAGGUGUCACCAUGGGGCUCAUAGGACAUCAAUUACUGAGGUCGUACCCUCUAUUGCAGGCCUUUGCCAAAGCCGGCAUGGCAAACAGGUUGUUGGUCCAGAACGUGCGGUGCAUCACUGUUAUUCACGGUGACAUUAACAAACUCUCAGUUAAAGUAAAGAAGUUUGUUGAAGAUGGAGUAAGUUUGUGUAAGCCAGACAACAUACACAUCGUUGAUGGCAGUGAUGCAGAGAAUGAACACAUCAUAGACAUCAUGACAAAAGCUGGCAUGGUCAAGAAACUGAAGAAAUAUGAAAACUGCUGGCUAACCCUUACAGACCCAGCCGAUGUGGCCCGUGUUGAGAGCAAAACCUUUGUAGUGACACCUGCACAGCGUGCCACCGUACCCAUCCCCAAGGAAGGAGUGAAAGGAACCGUCGGAAACUGGAUGUCUCCCGAGAAUUGGGAGAAGGAGCAUGGAGAGCGAUUCCCCGGAUGCAUGAAAGGUCGCACAAUGUAUGUGGUUCCGUUCAGCAUGGGCCCCAUCGGCUCUCCGCUGGCAAAGGUAGGCGUGCAGCUGACAGACACCCCGUACGUCGUCGCGUCUAUGCGCAUCAUGACGCGAAUGGGAGAGAAGGCUCUUCAGGGUCUCGGGGACUCAGACUUUGUCAAGUGCCUGCACUCUGUUGGACAGCCCCUACCCAUGAGCACGAACUUGGUGAACAAUUGGCCAUGCAACCCGGCAAAGACCAUAGUUUCACAUAUUCCUGCGAAAAAUGAGAUCUCGUCGUUUGGCAGUGGCUACGGUGGCAACUCACUGCUCGGCAAGAAAUGCAUCUCCCUACGUCUUGGCUCCAUCAUUGCACGCGACGAGGGCUGGUUGGCCGAGCACAUGCUGAUUCUCGGCAUCACGAACCCGAAGGGCGUGAAGAAGUACGUCGCGGCGGCGUUCCCGAGCGCGUGCGGCAAGACGAACCUCGCCAUGAUGGAGCCAUCAAUGCCUGGCUUCAAGGUAGAGUGCGUCGGCGACGACAUCGCCUGGAUGAAGUUUGACGGUGAGGGCCGGCUGCGCGCCAUCAACCCAGAAGCAGGCUUCUUCGGCGUCGCACCAGGAACGUCGCUCGACACAAACCCAAACGCGAUGUACACGAUCGAGAAGAACACGAUCUUUACGAACGUCGCCGAGACAAACGAUGGCGGCGUCUACUGGGAGGGCCUUGAAAAGUUCACGCCGUCUGACGCUACGAUCACGGACUGGCACGGCAAGCCGUGGUCGCGCGACAGCGGCAAGCCAUCGGCGCACCCUAACUCACGAUUUUGCACGCCGGCACGCCAGUGCCCUGUCAUCGACCCCGCAUGGGAGGACCCAAAAGGCGUGCCGAUUGACGCGAUCAUAUUUGGCGGCCGGCGGCCCGAGGGCGUACCGCUUGUCUACGAGGCUUUUAACUGGCAGCACGGUGUCUUCCUUGGCGCCGCUGUCAAAUCGGAGGCGACGGCGGCCGCCGAGCACAAGGGCAAGGUAAUCAUGCAUGACCCAUUCGCGAUGCGGCCAUUCUUUGGCUACAACUUCGGCCACUACAUGAAGCACUGGCUGUCAAUGGAGAGUCGCGGCCAGACGCCGAAGAUUUUCCAUGUCAACUGGUUCCGCAAGAACGAUGCCGGCAAGUUCAUGUGGCCAGGUUUCGGCGAAAACUCGCGCGUCCUCGACUGGAUCAUUCGCCGCUGCUCGGGCGAGGAUAUCGCUAUGGAGACGCCAAUCGGCUACGUGCCCAAGCCGGGUACAAUCGACAUGAGCAGCCUGAAGGACGACGUCGACAUGGAGGGCCUCUUCACGCUGCCUAAGAAAUUCUGGCAGGCUGAGGUCGCUGAGCUGAGGAACUACUUUGAGGAGCAGGUCAAUGACGACAUGCCCGUUGAGAUGAACAACCAGCUGAAUUCGCUCGCUGAGCGCAUCUCUAAGAUGUAGCGCGGCCACGUCCGCGUGCGGUGUUGCCAUUUAUGUAUAUAUAUAUAUGUAUGCAGCUAGAGCGAAAAUGCUACGAUUGAGCGUGAAAGCGAAACAUAGUACGCGCACACAGAUCUAAUCUGUCACACACCGGUUUUUGCCAAAUUGAAGGUGUUAAUAUUUCACCAGCCUGUGAUUUAAUUUUCUUGCUACUUCAGAAGAGCUUUGUUGUUGUAAGAGUUUGUGUUUAUUUUGAUCAUCUUGUUGAAUGUGGUAACUGCAAACACACAGUUGAAUUUGUCAGUGAUAAAGAGUAAAAUACGGAGCUCCCUCCUACCUGGUGAGGAAUCGAUGACGCAUUCCUUUAUUGUGAUACCAUUGUGCAAAAUAAUGUCAUUGUGCUCCAAAUGUUAACAGUUCUGUUAUAGAAGUAAAUGGCAGUGAUAACAGAGCUGAUUACCCAGACAGUUGGUUACAUAACCUGUGAUGUAACAUACACUACCAGAAACAAAUACUGGCACACAAUCUUUUUAUAUCACACUAACCAUAUAUAUUUCUUGUACCAGUAUUAUACCAUUUUAUUACCCUUAUUCGCUCCACCUGAAAAUGUUGUGUAUGUUUGUACGUGUGUAAAUUGCCCCCAACAAUUAUCGCAUAUCAGGAAUACUUUUUCCUCGGGAUGAUUUGUAUACUGGUACCACUUGGAUCAUUUUUGGAAUGUAUGUGGGUACUCUUGAGAUGAUACUAGCAAUUAAACACUGGCUAUUAGUCGUCUGAUGCACGUGCUCGCCUGCCGGCGCCAUGAUGACUUGUAGCUAGGUAGGUGGUGCAGUAGUGUACUCCUGUUUCCCUUUAUCCAUGAAAUCGGUAAGAGAUUGGAAAAUCUUCGAAUGUUCAUUGACGCCCUGCGUUCUCAGGUGAAAGCAGGGAAUGGGAUAUAUGCAUAAUUAGGUGUUGAUUAGUAGUGUACAUUGUAGAUUAGGGAUCAGUCGACGAGGGUUGCUGGUUUUGUGGCAAUUGGAGUUGAUACAAAAUAUAGUUUAUUAGUCCUAAUCAGGGAACUGAGACGUCAUCUCACUAGAACAUUCCUCGUCUUACUUUAUUGGUAGUACCUUUAUUAGUUAUCUUCACACAUAUUUAGUCGUAUUUGAGAUCAUAUUUGUCGUGUGUGUUUGAGCUUUUGGCGUGUUAGGUUGAAAUGCACGAGUACUUUUUAUCUUGCGUAAAUGGCAACAGGGCAACCUAAUAGGUUGUGAUCGUCGCUGGACCGUUUUAUGGGGCCAUCUUGAAGGCUGCAUGCUGACACGUCUGUUCCUGAAGAGAUAUGCAUAUGCCUAAACCUUACUUGGCUCGACACUUAAUCAUGUGGAAGAAUUACCCUGCCUACUUGGAACUAUAUUCUUGAUGGAAAUUAAUACUGUUGAAAGGUGACCCACCAUACCAGGGUGGGUGAAUAUAGUUAAGCGUUACCAUUAUCACAUCGAAUGUGCCAAUCAUGACACACGUGGGCGAAUCAUUGUUUAUCAGUGCCUUUAAAAUAAAUCCCACUCUCGGUCUACAGUA